Molecule: messenger RNA, 912 nt
Organism: Miscanthus lutarioriparius
Lineage: Eukaryota; Viridiplantae; Streptophyta; Magnoliopsida; Poales; Poaceae
Source: the annotation of a GenBank genome assembly
AUGGCCACGCUGCAGAGCUGCCGUCUCAUCCCACGGGUCUCCGUGACAGCAAGGCCGCCGCCUAGCACGUCGGCCUUCGUUCCUCCCGGCUGCCGUGAGCGCCACCACUGGCCGAGCCUGAACCAGCAGCUCCAUGGCCAGCCGGGCACUAUCCGACCGUGUCUCGUUGUACGGGCGCACAACUGGGGCGGCGCGCUGCCGGCAUGGCCGCAGCCGGACGAAUUUGCUGCUCGUUGUCGCUAUUUCGUCAAGGAGAGGAAGCGCGUGAUGGACCGCUACAACGACAUCAUCCACACUGACCACGGCUGCCUGUACAUGGAGGCCACAAAGAUGUCGGGACAGCUCUGCCUCUGUGCGAACCAAGCUCUCAUGAUAGCUUCCCAAAUCAUGAGCAGCGCAACUGCAAGCCUGAACCUUGGCGCGCCAAACGAAAUCUCCAUCUCCAUCUCCAUCUCCGCGGACACAAUCCACACUACUCUCCGAGCGUACGUGAAGAUCUUCGUGGACGCAGCCGACGCCGCCCACGGCAGGACGGUGAGCAAGACCACCGCGACGUCGUUCCUCGGCGCUCUCAGAGGGCUGGCGUCCGUGAGCCACAUCCUGCUGGACGCCGCGCUCGACGCCCUCAGCCAGACGCACCCGAGGGAGAGCCUGGCAGAGUACGCUCUCAACUGUGACGUGGAGGCCAUGCGCUGUGAGUUUGGCCGGCACAUGGAUGGCAUCGAGGAUGGGGUUAGCAAGGCUUCAGCUGCUGAGACGUGGUGCAAGGUGGUGAUGCCAGGAAUCUUGGAAGCUACGAGGAUAACGGGAUCCUUGGGUAGUUUGGUCUUACAAUUUGAAAAGGUGAGGGAGAAAUCGAAAGCCUGCCUGCACCUGUCGGCGGUACAGUUGGAUGCGGCCACGCCGAAUUGA